Stegostoma tigrinum is the source of this 656-nucleotide messenger RNA. RefSeq names its product spermatogenesis-associated protein 24-like. Bases 41 to 616 code for a protein of 191 amino acids. The transcript is spliced from 6 exons. Gene Ontology annotation, cellular component: nucleus; cytoplasm. Gene Ontology annotation, molecular function: DNA binding. NCBI's taxonomy places the organism in Eukaryota, Metazoa, Chordata, Chondrichthyes, Orectolobiformes, Stegostomatidae. The record is from RefSeq and is a predicted model, not a curated record.
GCUGGACCCGCUUCUUGCCCCCUCCUCCGUACCCCUGGCCAUGGCGGAGGGGGAGACGCACCGUGUUGUUUAUCAGCAGCUGCGGGAGGUCAUCGUCGAGCAGCAGCGGAAGAUUUGUGCUUUCGAGGAGCUGGUAAAACAGCGAGAAGAGAAAACUGUAUGCAGAAAGGAACUUGAAGACGUUGUGAAAGAGUUGGAGGAUGAAAAACUUGAGCAUGCUAAAACUAAAGCAUUGCUUACCAAGGAAUCUGAAAAACUGCAGUUUGCACUUGGUGAAAUAGAGAUUCUGAUGAAACAGCUAGAUCGGGAAAAGAAGGCCUUUGAAAAUGCAUUGGAAAGCAUUAAAAACAAAGCAUUAAAAGAGUCAACAAAAAAUGACAAGUUGAUAAGCAAAUGCAAUGAGAUUGAGAAUCUGGUGGAAAAACAAGAUGGUAUUUUGACUGUCAAAGAGGGUCAGAUUAAAAAACUUAGUCAUCUUCUUGAAAAGCAGAAAAAUACUUUGAGGCAACAGGUUACUGACUUUGAAAUACAGAAGCAGCAAGAUGCCUAUAUAGCACGAGUACUGAAAGACAAAAAGAGGAAGACAUUUGGAAAGUUUCAUCAUGCCCCUAAGUAGCAAGUUGCACACAUUUGUAAAUAAACAGGCAUUUUUAUUA